AAGCGCUGAGGCUGCCUGACUGGAAUGAGGGUAGCUGCGGCGACUGCGGCGGCGGGAGCGGGACAGGCCAUGGCGGUGUGGACGCGGGCCACCAAAGCGGGGCUGGUGGAGCUGCUCCUCAGGGAGCGUUGGGUCCGGGUGGUCGCCGAACUGAGCGGGGAGAGCCUGAGCCUGACGGGUGACGCCGCGGCGGCUGAGCCCGAGCCCGCUCUGGGGCCGGCGGCGACCGCCUUCAACGGCCUCCCCAACGGCGGAGGCGCCGGUGACUCGCUGCCCGGGAGCCCAAGCCGCGGCCUGGGCCCCCCGAGCCCGCCCGUUCCGCCGCGGGGCCCGGUGGGCGAAGCGGGUGCGUCGCCGCCCGUGCGCCGGGUGCGGGUGGUGAAGCAGGAGGCGGGCGGCCUGGGCAUCAGCAUCAAGGGCGGCCGCGAGAACCGGAUGCCGAUUCUCAUCUCCAAGAUCUUCCCGGGGCUGGCUGCCGACCAGAGCCGGGCACUGCGGCUGGGCGACGCCAUCCUGUCGGUGAACGGCACCGACCUGCGCCAGGCCACCCACGACCAGGCCGUGCAGGCGCUGAAACGCGCGGGCAAGGAGGUGCUGCUGGAAGUCAAGUUCAUCCGAGAAGUAACACCAUAUAUCAAGAAGCCAUCAUUAGUAUCAGAUCUGCCAUGGGAAGGUGCAGCUCCCCAGUCACCAACCUUUAGUGGCAGUGAUGACUCUGGUUCUCCAAAACACCAGAACAGCACCAAGGACAGGAAAGUCAUUCCUCUCAAAAUGUGCUUUGCUGCUAGAAACCUAAGCAUGCCGGAUCUGGAGAACAGAUUGAUAGAACUACAUUCUCCCGAUAGCAGGAACACGUUGAUCCUACGCUGCAAGGAUACAGCUACCGCACACUCCUGGUUCGUAGCUAUCCACACCAACAUAAUGGCUCUCCUCCCACAGGUGUUGGCUGAACUCAAUGCCAUGCUUGGUGCAACCAGUACAGCAGGAGGCAGCAAGGAGGUCAAGCACAUUGCCUGGCUGGCAGAACAGGCAAAACUAGAUGGUGGAAGACAACAGUGGAGACCAGUUCUCAUGGCUGUGACUGAGAAGGACUUGCUGCUGUAUGACUGUAUGCCAUGGACAAGGGACGCCUGGGCAUCACCAUGUCACAGCUACCCUCUUGUUGCCACAAGGUUGGUUCAUUCUGGCUCUGGAUGUCGAUCCCCCUCACUUGGAUCUGACCUUACGUUUGCUACCAGGACAGGCUCUCGGCAGGGCAUUGAGAUGCAUCUCUUCCGGGUGGAGACACAUCGGGAUCUGUCGACCUGGACCAGGAUACUUGUUCAGGGUUGCCAUGCUGCUGCUGAGCUCAUCAAAGAAGUCUCUCUAGGCUGCACAUUAAAUGGCCAAGAGGUAAGACUCACUGUCCACUAUGAAAAUGGGUUCAUCAUCUCCAGGGAAAAUGGAGCUCCUGGCAGCGUGCUGUACCGCUACCCCUUUGAACGACUGAAGAUGUCUGCUGACGACGGCAUCCGGAAUCUGUACCUGGACUUCGGUGGUCCCGAGGGGGAGCUGACCAUGGACCUGCACUCUUGUCCGAAGCCGAUUGUAUUUGUGUUGCACACGUUCUUAUCGGCCAAAGUCACACGCAUGGGACUGCUUGUGUGAGCAGCAAAAAUUCAGAAAAGAGCCUUGAAUGUCACAAGAAAUAUUUCCACCUCCCCAAAAAAUUAAAAAGCACAAAAAGAAAGCUCUUUUCUCUAUUCUCCAGCACAGUGCCUUGACAAGGACCUGCAAAUUACUGCUGACCGGUAACCAUGUUUAAAGAAGAGCCUGCCUUUCACAAGCUACCUUGGCCAGAAUUUCUAGGACUCUAAUAAGCUCCAAGAUGAAGCUGUUGAUUUAUUGUCUAGUUUCCUAAUGUGAUUUCUAAGUAAUUCUGUUCAAUUCUCCUGUUAAGGGUGGCUCAUUGUUUUUCUUUUUGGGCAUAGUCAAAUAUCUAAGAAGUUGUUUUUCUUUUUUUUUCUUCCUGUAGGAUUUAUUUCAUACUUAGCUUUGGGUGACUCUCUCUUCCCAGGUGCUAGUUUGCAGCAACCCAUGCUUCUUGGUCAUUCCAGAUAGGUUACAUAUUGUGCUGAAGUUUUGGAGUUUACUGUCCUCACUUGCUUACUCCUUCCACCCUAGGAGGCCCUCGAGUUGCAUCACCAAAGCGUCCUCCCGUCUGUCCCGGCUCUCACUACAUCCCGCCCUGGCCAGCACGUCCCCCUGCAUCACAGGCUUUGCCACUCCUAAGUGCAAACUUUAGGACUUAGAACCUGUGAAAUUUGAUUUGCCUUGCCUUCCACCCCCUUUCUGCUGGUGACCAAGUUGAAAAGCAAGUUGGAAACCACUGCUUUAAAAGAAAAGUUUUACUAAUUUGAGGGUUUUCUGAUUUUAUCUUUGGUAGGAACCAGGAGAUGUGGUAAGAUUUAUUUUAAAAGAAAAUCCUCAUUUUAGCCUAAGCCAUUUUUUAUUGCUUACCAAAUGUGCCUUUGGUUAGGGUUAGUGGAGCUUUAUUAGUCACUAUCUGAAUAACUGGAUAUCACUGCCAUUCCAGAGAGAUCAUCUAUUCUCGUUCUGAAGAAUAGCCUUUGAGGCAGGUUUCCUUAGUGGUAUCUUUCCUAAUGGGCAGAUAUCUUUGAGGAAGAUAAGUCCUGGAGAGCAAGCUUGUUUCAAGAGUAGAUUUUGUGGGUGAAGUCAGCUUUGCAGCACAAACAAAAUAUCGGGUUGUUUUGGGCUCUGUGCACGCAUGUAGAACCCUGGUCCUGGCUCUGGUCCUCUCACUUUGUGGCAGCAGAGUGGUAUGAACAGGCAGCUAACCCAAGGCUCAGUGUGGCCUCGUAAUGCACCCUGCAGGGGGGCAGUGUGAUGAGACCGUGGAACAGCUACCUGGGUUUUGCUAAAAACAGUAAGGUUGCUGAUUUUGUGGUACAGGAGAACAUAUUCGGCUUACUAUUUUUAAUUAUGAAGCAGGUGUGUAUAUCUGAAAACAUUUAAAAUAGUAUAACAGCUAUAUAAAAUGUCAAGAUUAGCACAGCCCCUAGAACUGAAAGAAAGGUAAUAUUGACUUUGCUGCCCUCUGUGUUUUCUGAAGAAAAGGCUGGGAUUAGUUCUCAUUUUCUGGGUGGAUCAGGAGUGCCGGAAGAGGGUGUGAGCACUCCAGAGGGCGGAGCUGUUUGGUUUGAGUGCAGACUGACACACAGGCGGGACGUGUGAAAGAGCCGACUCAAUGAGCAGAAGGCCCUAGUUAGACAUGGUAACCCCAUUGUCUUCACAGCUUCCCUGUGUGCAGUGAGAUUAACCAGGUGCAGAGGCUGGGGAGGGAUGUCUGCUCUGCCCCAGCAUCAGUCCCAAAAGUGAAUUGUCUGAUCCACUUAAAACUGGAAAUUAAAAUCUAGACUAGAAUAUGUCCUUCAAGAGCUUUCUAUGUUUUGAAAAUUCAUAAACCCAAGUUUGGUUCCAUCUGGAGUAAGUUUACAAGUUAGGGAAGAAGAAAAUACCAUCAAGGUCCAGCUAUGAUUUCUGGAAGAAGAAUUUGAACGCAUAAUGCCCUCAGAUAAGGGAGCUUAAGACAUUCUUUGCAGUGAGUAUUAAUCUGAGAAGAUGAACGAUGUAAUCAUGGACUGGCAGCAAAGCCAUUUAGUUGAGGUUUUCUGUGUUAGUGUGAAAGGCUAAGCCACUGAAAAGAUUUUCAGGGGAGACUCUGAGCCACCUGCUCAAAAGUUACAUGAAGAAGAUCUGGGGGGGGAAAGGUGUGUUAAAAAUGCGGGCAGGAGAGGUAAGGCAUGCGUGCAUUUCAAACCCCUUUGCUCUGACUUAACCUGUCAUGUAUAGCCCCUAGGUCCAUAGGGUUUUUAAUAUUGAAUAGGGUUCUGAGUCUUGGUGUGAAAUGAAAUUGUAGGAGAGGUUUCCUGUGACCACUAGCGCCCCUAAGAGCAGGAGCCUGUAAGCCUGCUUAACACACUUCCUCAGCUUUCCAAUCAUGGAUGGCCGGGUGGUUCUUCCACUAAGUGUGUUUGCGGGGUUUUCAAACCGCAAAUGAAGAACUUUUUAUGAAUGAGGCAGCCUUGAUAAAUAUGUGUGUAUUUUUGAUCCACUCCACAGUUGGGAUCUGCAUGUGAGGAGGGCUGACUAUAUCCAUUGCUCUACACCACUUCAUACAGAGGACUUGAGCGUCCGUGGAGUUUGGUAUCCAUGGGUGGUCCUGGAACCAAUCCCUUGGGGAUACCAAGGAACGAUUGUAGUUAAGUUUUGGGGGAGUCAAAAACUAAUAUGUGGAUUUUCGACAGUGUGGGAAAUGGGCACCCUAGUCCCCAUGUUCUUCAAGGCUCAAUUUGUAGUUUGUAAUUUAGAUGCCAAAUACGGCAAGUUAUUUUCAAAUGAUAACUAAAAAUUGGCAUUUUUGAUAUUUCACAUCUUUUAUAGAACAGCUGAUUUUUCAUUUCUUUUUUAUUUUGAAUUAGGAAAAUUGUUUAGAAUGUUGUGGGC
Pteronotus mesoamericanus is the source of this 4506-nucleotide messenger RNA. It is a transcript of the gene SNTB2, whose product is annotated as syntrophin beta 2. Gene Ontology annotation, molecular function: protein binding; structural molecule activity. Gene Ontology annotation, cellular component: intracellular anatomical structure; synapse; dystrophin-associated glycoprotein complex. The coding region runs from base 25 to 1647 and encodes 540 amino acids. The record is from RefSeq and is a predicted model, not a curated record. Lineage: Eukaryota; Metazoa; Chordata; Mammalia; Chiroptera; Mormoopidae. The transcript has 7 exons.